Molecule: messenger RNA, 1182 nt
Organism: Biomphalaria glabrata
Lineage: Eukaryota; Metazoa; Mollusca; Gastropoda; Planorbidae
Product: homeobox-like protein HDP1
Exons: 3
Coding region: 1-1182 (393 amino acids)
Source: RefSeq, a predicted model, not a curated record
AUGGAUCAACGUAAAACAUAUGAUGGCACAGCAGUUUGGUGCUCUAAGUCAACGACCAUCAACAACACCAACAUACUUGAGACCAUCAACAACACCAACACACUUGAGACCAUCAACAACACCAACACACUUGAGACCAUCAACAACACCAACACACUUGAGACCAUCAACAACACCAACAUACUUGAGACCAUCAACAACACCAACAUACUUGAGACCAUCAACAACACCAACACACUUGAGACCAUCAACAACACCAACACACUUGAGACCAUCAACAACACCAACACACUUGAGACCAUCAACAACACCAACACACUUGAGGCCAUCAACAACACCAACACACUUGAGACCAUCAACAACACCAACAUACUUGAGACCAUCAACAACACCAACACACUUGAGACCAUCAACAACACCAACACACUUGAGACCAUCAACAACACCAACACACUUGAGACCAUCAACAACACCAACACACUUGAGACCAUCAACAACACCAACAUACUUGAGACCAUCAACAACACCAACACACUUGAGACCAUCAACAACACCAACACACUUGAGACCAUCAACAACACCAACACACUUGAGACCAUCAACAACACCAACACACUUGAGACCAUCAACAACACCAACACACUUGAGACCAUCAACAACACCAACACACUUGACAGCAGAUAUUUAAGGGACGUAGACAUCACCAUCAAGACAUCCAUAGGAGACAUCACCAUCAAGACAUCCACAGGAGACAUUACCAUCAAGACAUCCAUAGGAGACAUCACCAUCAAGACAUCCAUAGGAGACAUUACCAUCAAGAAAUCCAUAGGAGACAUCACCAUCAAGACAUCCAUAGGAGACAUCACCAUCAAGACAUCCACAGGAGACAUCGCCCUCAAGACAUCCACAGAAGACAUCGCCCUCAAGACAUCCACAGGAGACAUCGCCCUCAAGACAUCCAUAGGAGACAUCACCACCAAGACAUCCACAGGAGACAUCACCCUCAAUACAUCCAUAGGAGACAUUGCCAUCAAGACAUCCAUAGGAGACAUCACCAUCAAGAAAUCCAUAGGAGACAUCAUCAUCAAGACAUCUACAGGAGACAUCACCAUCAAGACAUCUACAGUAGACAUCACCAUCAAGACAUCUACAAGAGACAUCACCAUCAAGACAUCUACAUGA